AUUUUUUAUAAUGUUUGAUUUGGCUGUUUUUUUUCCAACAGGAAUCAAAGAACGUUUCGCCCUAAAAAAAGUGCUCCGUCGGGCAGUAAGGGUGCACAGCUUAGAAAGCAUAUCGAUGCUACUUUAGGUAGUGGGAACUUGAGAGAAGCUGUAAGGUUGCCUCCAGGGGAAGAUAUCAAUGAAUGGCUUGCUGUCAACACUGUAGAUUUCUUCAACCAGGUGAAUCUUCUCUAUGGCACCCUCACAGAGUUCUGUACGGCCGAGAUCUGCCCUACAAUGUCUGCCGGGCCUAAGUAUGAGUACAGAUGGGCAGAUGGCGUACAAAUUAAGAAACCUAUCGAAGUUUCGGCUCCUAAGUAUGUCGAAUAUUUGAUGGACUGGAUCGAAACCCAGUUAGAUGACGAGUCCUUAUUUCCUCAAAAGCUUGGUGCACCAUUUCCUGCUAAUUUCAGGGAUGUUGUGAAGACUAUAUUUAAACGUCUAUUCCGUGUAUAUGCCCAUAUAUACCACUCCCAUUUUCAGAAGAUUGUGAGCCUUAAGGAAGAAGCCCAUCUAAAUACCUGCUUCAAGCACUUUAUACUGUUCACAUGUGAAUUUACGCUGAUCGACAAGAAGGAACUUGCUCCACUCCAAGAGCUCAUAGAAUCCAUUGUCCCUUAACAUACUUGAUGCUAUCGAAACUGAUCUUAUGUAGAGAGAUGAAAUUAAGUGUUUGCUUAAAUUUCCGAGUGACCAUUGUUAGUGUAAGUUAUGAUUCGCAGUUAUUGUACCGUGUUACUGUAAAUCUGCUAGUGUUCUUGAUACUAUAUAUGAACCUCUUGUUCAAAAGUAUGUUAAUGCCAAGACAAGUUUGUCUCUGUGAUAUUAUUAGCGUAGGCAAGAGUGUUUCGAACAUCUUCGUUUACUUCUUUGAACAUUAAUUAUGACUUGAAUAAAAAUAAAAAUUGUAU
This is a messenger RNA of Erythranthe guttata (spotted monkey flower), 950 nucleotides long. Lineage: Eukaryota; Viridiplantae; Streptophyta; Magnoliopsida; Lamiales; Phrymaceae. The record is from RefSeq and is a predicted model, not a curated record.